GGUCUACGUAGGGUACUGCAUCCCCUCGAUAGCAUCACUCUAUUGACUGCCGAGAACGCCGUACUAUCAUAGCAAUGCUGGAGAAUCGCACUCCCUCUGCGGCAGGGCCACUUCGGUCUCGAGCAACCUCUUCCUCGCGGCAGCCCCUCACCAGCUCCUCGCAUCAGGCCAACACUCUCAGCUCGGCAGACCAAACAAUCACAAGCAAGAUCGCAUUCGCUGGAGAAGCAGCGAAGCAGUCUCGCAAGCUAGACGAGAAGCUCACACGGACCCAAGCUCGUCUCGAGGAAGUCGAGGCGGAGAAACACCAGCUCUCACGCAAGAAUGAAGAUCUGGCCACGGAGCUGAGGCUCGCUGCGCAGAGAGAGGCGAAGCUCAAAGCUGGGCUGGACAAGGAGAAGGCGCGUGGUAGCGUUGGCGGACAGGGUGGGCUGCUUGCCAAGCUGGAAGAGCUACAAAAGAUGCACCAGGAUAGCAAAGAGAAGUGGAAGAGCUCGAUUGCAGAGGUGCGCAAAGAGCUAGAAGAGGAGAAGAAGACCGGUGACAAGGCUCAGAGAAGAGCAGGAGUAGCGCUCGAGGAGGUCAAGGGGCUCAGAGUAGUGGAGAAGGAGCAAGCGCACAAGACAAAGGAGCUCGAGAAGAAGCUCGCCGAGGAGAGGACAAAGGUGGAAGGCAUCCAGUUCGCGCUCGCCAAGGCCAAGGACGAGCUGGCUAGCCACCAGGACGAUGAUGGGCUGGUGGACCAGCUGGAGCAGAACGUUGAGCUCAUACUCAAGUCCGCAUUACACCUGGCAGACCAAAGGCAUCAGGAUCGCAGUGCACAACAAGACUUGCGCUGGAGUUCGAGGAUGGCUCUCGCCGAAAGGGACAUUGCUGUUGACGAGUGCGAGGCCGCUCGAGCAGAAACGGCAAACCUCAUGGCCUCGAACGACGAGCUUGCCGAGAAGACAGUCUCGCUUGGAGAUCAGCUGAAGGAGGCACAGUCAUUUUCUCAGCAGCUGCUUCAGCAACUCGACCUCACUCGCGCUGAUGUCUCUGCUCAGGCGCCCUCGGACGAGGCUGCUCCUCCAUGCUCUUGCACACUCAAGGACGACAGUGGUGAGAGCGUCCUCUCUUCGGACUUGCUACAACUCACCUUCCUGGAAGAAGACGUGCAGCUUUUGACGGGUCGCUUGUGCCAAACUCAGACCGACUUGGACAGCCUGCACGAGUCUCAUCUCGCACUCUUGCGCUCCUCAAAGGAAGACUCGGACGCCGUCUGCCGCCUGCGAGCCCAGCUGGCCUCCUCGCAAACCCAGCUGGAGAAGGUCACAGAGGAGAAGGUGCAGCUUGAAAGCGUGCAGUCUCGCCUUGCGACAGCGCUCGAGGACGAGAAAGUGCGAGGAAACGAGGAGGAGAAGCGACGCAGGACCGUCGAGACAGAGAAGAGGAACAUGGAGGAGAAUGCGAGGGCGGCUGUCAGAGAGGCGGCGAUGAUGCGGGAGAAGGUUCGGGGUGAAGAGGAAGAGAAGGCAGAACUUCUCGAAUCUUUGGCCUCAACAGCGCACUACCAACAGAUGUACACUACCCUCCUCUCCACCUCCCACACCCUCCUCCACCGUCUCCAAGCCUCAGAAGCCGAUCUUCACUCCCUCUCCGAGGAGAACAUGCUGUUAGCGUCGCACUCCAACCCAACGCAGAAGAUCCUCUAUCUAGACGGUCUGCGCCGGCGACUUGCUGAGAGUCGAGACGAGGUGGGUUUCCUGAAGGAUGAGGAGGGCAAGCUGAGGGAGAGGGUAAAGACGCUGGAGAGUGAGGUGAGGGUGAUGAAGGGACUCGAGGGAGGCAAGGGAGGCAGGGUCAGGAGGAUCGUCUCGGCUGGUGUAGGUGGCAAGAAGGAGAGGAGACGCAGCUCUGCUCUGAUGCCGGUAGCCUACUCUUCUCACCCUGCUCCGCUCCAAGUGCAGAAGAGCUCGGCAGUCCCGCAGCCGAAGGGUCGAGCACGACCAUCGAGGGUUUCUCUGUUGCCAUCUGCACCUGCUACCAACAGCUCUGUCGAGGCGCAGGAUGACUGGAGUUCAGACGAAGAAGAAAGGGACGACAGCUCAAGCAUGAGACGUGGGGACGACGAAGAGUUCACCAUGCACGAGUUGACGUACGGAUCUCCUCGCAAGUGAGCAUGGAUGCGCCUUAUUGUAGGCCCUCGCUGUGCUGCCUUCUUUCUUUUCACCUGUCGACCACUUAGCUAUAUGAUACCCAGAC
Microstroma glucosiphilum is the source of this 2241-nucleotide messenger RNA. RefSeq lists its product as hypothetical. The record is from RefSeq and is a predicted model, not a curated record. NCBI's taxonomy places the organism in Eukaryota, Fungi, Basidiomycota, Exobasidiomycetes, Microstromatales, Microstromataceae. The coding region runs from base 75 to 2156 and encodes 693 amino acids. The transcript is spliced from 2 exons.